AUGAGAUACGUGAUUCUUCGACAUCAAGUUCCAGCUGGACGGGUCGAGGCACACUUGGAGUUUCACGUGGGGUCCAUCGAUGAACAAGAGAAUCAGCGUGGGAUGGCCCACAUGCUCGAACAUGUGUGUUUCCUGGGCUCCGAGCGCCGCAUGCAGCUGCAGAGCGGUGGUCUGGGCAUGACCAGCAACGCGUGCACCGACUUCAAUCACACGGUCUACCACCUGAGCCUUGGCACUGAGUACCUCAGCCAGGGACUGGAGGCACUCGCAGAUAUCGGUCCGCCCCUCACUAGUUUGUGUAGACUUGUCCAGCUCGUGCACAUGUACAUACACGUCACAUGA
Molecule: messenger RNA, 342 nt
Organism: Symbiodinium necroappetens
Lineage: Eukaryota; Dinophyceae; Suessiales; Symbiodiniaceae
Source: the annotation of a GenBank genome assembly